Molecule: messenger RNA, 5641 nt
Organism: Eublepharis macularius
Lineage: Eukaryota; Metazoa; Chordata; Lepidosauria; Squamata; Eublepharidae
Gene: LIMCH1
Product: LIM and calponin homology domains 1
Exons: 33
Coding region: 619-5022 (1467 amino acids)
Biological process (GO): positive regulation of stress fiber assembly; regulation of focal adhesion assembly
Cellular component (GO): stress fiber
Molecular function (GO): myosin II head/neck binding
Source: RefSeq, a predicted model, not a curated record
CGGGCACCGGCCGGCCGGGGCUGCCGCUCAGCUCGCCGCCUCCCCUCGGCCGGCGCGGAGCUGCUGCGGCUGAAGGCAGCCCGGAUCGAGCCCGCGCGCGGUCGGAGAGAACUGCGGCAGCCGGCGAGGCCGGCGGGGCGCCUGGCCGAAGGCGGCGGGGGGGACGAGGCGCCUCUCGCCGCCUCUCUGGGUCGCCGCCCGUUAAUCUUGGAAUCGCAUUGCCGCCCCCUCCCUCCCCCCGCAAGCUACAGGAAGAAACUUUGGAGACAAAGAUUUUCGAUCUGGACUAGAAAAUGGUGUUCUGUUGUGUUACUGAACACUAUAAAACCAGGAGUGGUCAAAAAGAUCAAUAGAUUGUCAACUCCCAUUGCAGGUCUGGACAACAUUGCUUUGUUCUUACGAGGCUGCAAGGAACUGGGCCUUAAAGGAUCUCAGCUUUUUGACCCGGGAGAUCUGCAGGACACAUCAAGCAAAGCAACAACUAAGAAUCUUGAUGGUAGCAGGAAGCUGAAAAAUGUUUUAGUCACCCUGUACUGGCUGGGGAAGACCGCAAACAGCAGCACUUCUUACAGCGGAGCGACGCUGAACCUGAAGGAAUUUGAGGGAUUGCUAGACCAGAUGAGAAAGGAGACCGAGGAUGUCGAGAGCCCCAAGCGCAGCAUCCGUGACAGUGGCUACAUAGAUUGUUGGGACACGGAACGGAGCGAUUCUCUUUCUCCCCCUUGCCACGGUAGAGAUGAUUCUUUUGACAGCCUGGAUUCCUUUGGCUCUCGCUCCCAGCAGACGCCAUCUCCAGAUGUGGUGCUGAGGGGAAGCAGUGAUGGCAGAGGAAGCGACUCUGAAUCCGACUUGCCACAUCGAAAGAUUCCAGACAUGAAAAAAGACGAUAUGUCUGCCAGGCGGAUCUCCUGUGGGGAACCCAAAUCAGUUGUGCCUUUUAAUCAAUACCUCCCCAAUAAGAGUAACCAGACUGCCUACAUACCGGCUCCUCUUAAGAAGAAGAAAGCGGAACGAGAGGAGUAUAGGAAGAGCUGGAGCACGGCUACGUCGCCUCUAGGAGGAGAGGCACCUUUCAGCAAGAGCCGUCCUGAAGCAAUUGGAGAAGAGGGAAGUGACGCACUGGCGCAAUUGGAAGAGGAAUUCUCGGGCAAUGGGAACCCCCCUGGUCGGACAGACCCGCGCCUAAGUGCAAGAGGCCCUUUACCGCGGUCUCCUACACGUUCUGCAAACAAAGCUGCAGGGUCCAGAAAUGCCGAAAAAGAUCCCCAAAAAUUCAGAAAGUUAAGACAGCUUGAACAGGCCGGUAUUAAGGUCAUGUCAGCAGCGCAGCGCUAUGGCAGCAGUCAAAAGCACAUAUAUGAAACGAGUGACCCUACUCCAGACAUUAUCCUCCGCAAAGAGAACCCUUUUAUCUUGUGCUAUCAACGAAAGGAUACUGGCUCUGAAGACGAACGAGAUGAGAGAAUGCCUGAUCUAGAGAAGGAUGAUUUUGCCAUACGGAGAGCCAAACUAAAUCAACCCAAAUGUACAUUGCCCUUUAGCCAGUAUCUGCUUGGACCCUAUACAAAGAAAGAGCAAGGUGAACGGGGAAAAGGAAAGAAGCAGAAGAUGAAACAGGAGUGUGCAAGCGGGGACCGGGCUUCGCCGAAGAAAGUGGCCCUGCAGGAAGAGAAACCUUUCCUGCAAUCUCGGGGAGAGGAGGACCUGUCUAGACGGAAAACGCAGGCUAGCCCCUCUCAACUGGACCUGUCAGUGCUUACCAAAGGUUGUCUAACACAAGCAGACAAAGAGACGUGGGACCGGCUGAAAGUUUCAGGGGAAACCAGUGAUGAGGAACUGAUAGACACUCAAGAUACUUUUCUGUCCUCUGAAACGGCAGUGGAAGCUGCCAAUCGAAAUGAUUUUGCAAGCCACAGAGCAAGAAUAUACAAGAAGGCUUCCAGCCCCAGGCAGAGGUUUGUGCACUUUGGGCCAGUGACAGAAAUUGAGCAUCAGAAAUGGGAAAACCUUCCCACUGCCAAUGUGGAGGCUAAAGAUGACCUGGAAAAGGCAGCCAAUAGGGAAAGAACUGGGGCUGUUGAGACUUCAAAUGAACCCUCAUGCUCUGAAACCCAUGUUGAGUCCAUUGGUCAUGAAGAAACACACAGACCGCACGCCGAUACCAGUGAAAUGAUAUGGUCCAGUAAGGAUUCAUAUAAUUCAGACGUUUGUGCUGAUUCUGGGAAACAAACACUCAGCAGUUUGAAUGAAUGGCAUGAAAGCAGUGAUGAAGAGUUGGAUGGUAGCUUCCCAGAUAUUGAGAGAGAUGACAUGUUGGCCAGGAGAUUUGGAACGUUUCAGAAAUGCUCUAGUCCAGUUCGUCCAUCUUGUCCUCCCAUUUCAGUAGUCGGUCACCAUCCAUUGAAACAGCAAGGAAACAUUACUCUUCGGAAGAGUUCACCCAAAGCAGAAAGCAUUAUUAUAACUGACACAGUAAGCACUGAAAAGUAUCCAGAGAUUUGUGCAGAACGUCCCGAAAGAGUUGCAUUGUCACUGGAACACGCUCUGGAGCAAGACAGACAGAGUCCCCCUAGUAUAAUACAAGCGGAUGCACCCUCUCCUGCUCCUAAGGACGUGUUUGAUCCUGAACUAGUCCAGCCAGCUCAUUUGUCUGCUGAGAUGCAGGGAGCUCUUGAAAGAACUGGCAAAGAAUUUACUUCACUCAAAGAUGACCACACACAAAUAUUCGGCUCCAGAACUCCUGUGUCUGAUGACGCAGAGAGCGUGAGCAUGUUUGACAUGAGAUGCUCAGAUGACUCUGCAGUGAUGCAGCCACACAGCAAAGCUCGACACGAGAAGCUGCAGGCCGUUCACCACCAACUAAAAGAAGAUGACGAUCAGUGGCAGGACGACUUAGCCAGGUGGAAGAGUCGUCGGAGAAGCGCAUCACAGGAUUUGUUGAAGAAAGAAGCGGAGAGAAAGAAGAUGGAACGGUUGCUGAGCGCAGGUGAUGGGACCAGCGAGCGGAGAAAAAGCAUCAAGACUUACAAAGAGAUUGUAGAAGAGAAAGAGAGGCGAGAGAGAGAGCUGCAUGAGGCAUACAAGAAUGCCAGAUCACAUGAAGAGGCCGAGAACAUACUCCAACAAUAUAUCGAGAGGUUCACCAUUAGCGAAGCUGUGCUUGAACGUCUGGAGAUGCCAAAAAUUCUGGAGAGAAGUUAUUCAGCCGAGCCAAAUUCAACUUCCUUGCCUAAGGACCCAAACCCUCUGAGAUACUUAAGGCAACAGUCACUCCCUGCCCCCAAAUACACUGCCAAGGUAGAGGCAACCAUUGUUCCCACCAGUGAACCAGAGGCCAGCAUUUCGUCAGGCUGCGCCUCUCCCAGCAAGCCUUUCGUCUCCAAGGCUGUUCCUGUGCUGACGCCCAAGCCUUACUCACAGCCCAAAAGCACGCAGCAGGUUUUGAAAAGCUUUAAGGUCGAUAGAAAAGUCAGCAUGAAUGGAGACACCUUCAAUGGAGUGGAAGAGGAAAAAGAGAGAGAAUACGCGGCAUUAAUAUUUGCCCCUUCCCCAAGUCAAUCGCCGAACUCUGACAAUGUGAUGGAAGAGGACGGCGCUUCGGAGGUGAAGUUGGACUCCUCGAGCACUGAGCUAGUUCUGAAGAGGCUUAUUGAGCACAGCAAGAUCAGAGAGAAAACCGGCUCCUUGUCCGAAGAAUCUAAACAAAUAAAUCAAAAAGACAAAUCAAGUUCAGAAGGAGCAUCUCCAGUGGGAUUAACUUCAGACCAUAAAGAUUUCAACACAGCAGUUUCUUGUGCCAGCCCUACAGUGGCCACUGUGGAAUUCUCCUCCCUCAGUAAUCAUUCCAAGGAAAUGGGUUCAAAUGAUGACCUGAAGAAACAGGAGGCAGAGAAACAAAAGGAUGCAGAGGCACCCGUUACUCAGAAGGCGGAAGAUCCGGAGCAAGAUGGGAACCGGGCGUAUCCGUCUGUGCAGAAGGUACCCGAGUCGAGCCGGACUCUUUUGCAGAAUUCUACCUUACAAGCUGACACCGAGAGCAAUGAGAAGACAAGUCAUUUUGGUGGCUGGUGUUGGGAUCCCGAAGAAGAGCGGAAGCGGCAACAGCGAUGGCAACAUGAACAGGAGCGCCUCCUUCAAGAAAGGUAUCAGAAAGAGCAGGACAAGUUGAAAGAAGAAUGGGAAAGAGCCCAAAAAGAAGUUGAAGAGGAGGAGCGCAGAUACUAUGAAGAGGAGCGCAAGAUCAUCGAGGACACCGUGGUUCCAUUCACGGUCACUUCAAACUCCACUGAACCCUUUUCCACUUCUUCCUCUGUGACUGAUGGAAAUGGGGCAAUGAACAUACUAGAUCUGAGCAACUCUGAAGAGACAGAUAAGCAAAAGGAAGAGAAAACACCAAAGAAAUUAUUUUGUGAACAGGAGGACACACCUUUUACACAAAACAAAGAGCAUGAAUUGUGGAAGGAAAACAUGAGCAUAAAUAAAGUGAGAUAUCUAGAAGCCAACAAUCGGAGAGGAAAUGAGCAAGAUCAUCUGACAUCCAUGCCAGAAUGCAAACCUCCUCCUCCUUUGCCAUUAUGUCAGGAAGUGCCAUCAAAUCAGCAGUUAUUAACUAAACAGAGUCCAUGUGUCUCAGACACAAGACAGAAGACGUCUUCUUUGAGGAGUAAUUUAGGUCUGCCAAUCAAUUCCACAAAAGAAGUUAAGAGGGCCAGCUGCCAAGAGACCUCCCAGACUGGGCCGCCAUCACCAUGUUCUCCUGUGGUACAAAGCCAGUCACCCAACAGGUCUAUCAGUGGAAGGAAGCUCUGCUCUAGCUGUGGACAAGCUCUGGGGAAAGGAGCAGCCAUGAUCAUUGAAACCCUUGGUCUUUAUUUCCAUAUUCAGUGCUUCAGGUGUGGAAUUUGUAAGGGUCAGCUUGGAGAUGCAGCCAGUGGAACAGAUGUCCGGAUUAGAAAUGGUCUUCUCAACUGCAACAAUUGUUAUAUCAGAUCCAGAACCACAGGUCAGCCAACAACUUUGUGAUGUGGAUCUCUGCGCCUUGCUUACAAAAGUGCUCGGUGAGAAGGAGGGUCACGGCAGCGUCCCUGCCGCUGCUUCUGGACAAUCACUCCUAAGUGCUUCUCCCCACAGGCUUCACGGCCCUCGUCUUGAAAGAAAACGUGACGUCAGCUCCUUUCCGAUGCAAUACCUCUUUUCCUUCCUUAAUUCACUUGCCUCGUGCGUAUGAGGCGCAUGUCUGGACACUCGGCUCCCUUUCUUCCCGUGAGAGAGUGCUCUGUAUUGUCAGUGACGCAUGGUUUCAGAGUCUGCUCCUUUUUUGUGUGUGCAAGUAACAAGGAAAUAAAGAUGCAAUAAAUCUGUUCUAGAACUGAGGAUUUUAAGUUUAUACAACCUUUGUAGAUGUUCUGUAACAUGCCAACAUAUUAAUCUAAUUUAGGUGCAUUAAGUGGGGGGAGAUUAAGCAUCACAGAAAGUGACUUUUCUGUUUAUUAUUGAAGCAAGAACUUGUGGAGGUUUUUUAAAAUUCAAAGACACUACUUUGAUAAGAUAUACUGUAAUACUGCAAUGUUUUACUAUAUUACCUUCAGUGGAGGGUAGGAAUUCUAUGAAUAAACUAUUGCACCUUUAGUCAUGCAAUUUC